UUUCAGAAGAAACCAUGGAAAGAACUGACGUUUAUCUGUCAGUGUUAUAUUUCACUGUCAUUUUACAAUAAAAUCAACAUAUAUAGUUUUCGCCAGCCGGUCACAGAUGGAUAAAACAUUUUGGCUUAAUAUCUGGUAAAUUACAACGUUACGUGUGAUUAUUUGGUUGCUGAUUUUGGCUAGCCAGUAGGCUAACAGAAUUUGUGAUUAAUCAACUACUCAUUUAGGUUAUCAGUAAUGCAGUUUAUUUAUUGUACCGGAUUUCUCCUACUCAUAAACUCUAAUGCAGUUCAAACAUUUAGCCAAGCACACCUAUCCAAUCUUAUCAUAUAAAGUCACACAUUUUCAGAUUUAAUUCCCUCGACAUAACACAAAUACUUCACAAAAGGCGUUAGGAUGUACAAGCAGUGGUCAGCAGAUUUAAACCCAGACACGAAGGCGAUGUGGAAACAGCCCGAGUCCACACUGCAGCCCAAUGGAGAAAAAACAAGUCCCAUAAGUGUGAUAUUAGUAAGUUCUGGCAGCCGAGGAAAUAAACUGCUCUUCCGAUACCCGUUCCAGAGAGCAUCUGAAAACACCUCCUCUGCUACAUCAAAACAGCGGAGUCCAUAUGUGUUGAAUAGCUCAGGUGACUCUACGGAGGACCAGGAUGGUGAUUCGAGAGAACAAAGUCCACUAACUGAUGAACAGUUGGUAUCAGGGUUUUCGGAUAUUAUUCUUGCCACCAUCUUGGCCACCAAAUCUGAUAUGUGCGGCAAGAAGUUUGAACUAAAAAUAGACAAUGUGCGCUUCGUUGGACAUCCAACCUUACUGCAGCCUCCUCAUACUAUUCAGGUCUCUAAAACGGACCCCUCCCCUAAAAGAGAGCUGCCCACCAUGAUUCUGUUCAGUGUUGUGUUUGCAUUACGGGCGAAUGCGGAUGCAUCCGUGAUCAGCUGUAUGCACAAUCUGUCCCGGCGGAUCGCCAUCGCUCUGCAGCAUGAGGAGCGCAGGUGUCAGUACCUCACCAGAGAAGCUAAACUGAUGCUGGCGAUGCAGGAUGAGGUCACCACCAUCACUGACUCUGACGGCUCGCCACAGUCACCAUUUCGACAGAUCCUUCCCAAGUGCAAGUUAGCAAGAGACCUGAAAGAGGCCUAUGACAGCCUCUGCACAACUGGAGUUGUUCGGCUUCAUAUUAAUAACUGGCUUGAGGUCAGUUUCUGCUUGCCACACAAAAUCCACAGAGUGGGAGGAAAACACAUCCCACCAGAGGCUCUCGAGCGCAGCCUAAAGGCCAUUCGGCCGUAUCAUGCGCUGCUGCUGCUUGACAAUGAGAAGGUUUUGUUGGCUCAGCUGCCUCUGGACUGCUCUCCUGCUCUGGUUCGCCUCAUCAAGACCUGCUCGGCUGUAAAGAACCUGCAGCAGCUUGCGCAGGAUGCAGAUCUCGCCCUCCUACAGGUCUUCCAGAUAGCAGCACAUUUGGUGUACUGGGGUAAAGCCAUCAUUAUUUACCCUCUCUGUGAGAACAACGUUUAUAUGCUCUCUCCUCAUGCAAACAUCUGCAUCUACUCUCCUCUGGCCGAGCACUUCGCUGUCCAGUUUCCAGGUCACGAUCUGCCCUCAAUGUUGGCCAAAUUCUCACUUCCUGUGUCUCUGUCUGAGUUCAGGAACCCACUGGAUGCCCCUGUGCAUGAGGCUCAUCUCAUUCAGAUGGUGGUGUGGAUGCUCCAGCACAGGCUGCUCUUUCAGCUCCACACAUAUGUGUGUCUGCUGGUGCCGCCCAAUGAGGAGGAGCCUGGACUGCGGGACGAGGAGCUCCCCAUAGUCACACGCGUUACAGGCCGGAGUCUGAGCACACCCAGCGCCCUGAGCUUCGGCUCUCCCACCAGUAGUGAUGACAUGACCCUGACGAGUCCCAGUAUGGAUAAUUCCAGCGCUGAGCUGCAGACCGGAGGAGACUCUCCUCUCAAUAAAAGAAUGACAGAAACUCUUCUGGCCAGCCUGACUGAACACGAGCGGCAGGCCAUCCUCAGAGUCCCAGCAGCCCAGAACCCAGAGGACCUGCGUCUGUUUGCCAGGCUGCUGCAUUACUUCAGAGGCCAUCAUCACCUAGAAGAGAUCAUGUACAAUGAGAACCUGCGCCGCUCGCAGCUAAAGACUUUAUUUGACAAGUUUCGCAGUGUGUUGGUGAUCACCAACCACGAGGACCCCAUCAUCUCUCUGUUCCAGUCUCCACCAGAGUAAACCAACAGUAAAGUGAGUGUGAGGAGGCUGUGAACUGUCUGAUCUUCAUCGGUAGCUUAAACUAAUUUAUGAGCUGUGACAAAAUAAUGAACAUCUCCGCUUCGUAAGAGCGUUAUAAAUGAGCUAUGCAUAAUCUACUGUACAUAACUCUUGUUUACCAAAGAUUUUACCCUUUUAUGAUUUUACCUCAUAUGUGGUUUAUUUUAAUAAACGAUCCAGGGGUCGUGA
This is a messenger RNA of Danio aesculapii, 2454 nucleotides long. RefSeq names its product NPR3-like, GATOR1 complex subunit (gene nprl3). The record is from RefSeq and is a predicted model, not a curated record. Gene Ontology annotation, cellular component: GATOR1 complex. The transcript is spliced from 14 exons. NCBI's taxonomy places the organism in Eukaryota, Metazoa, Chordata, Actinopteri, Cypriniformes, Danionidae. Bases 397 to 2226 code for a protein of 609 amino acids. Gene Ontology annotation, biological process: cellular response to amino acid starvation; TORC1 signaling; positive regulation of autophagy.